CCAAUAAUUGAAGUUUCUUUCUGAGUUGUUCAUGGGACAGCUGAAAGUUAGUGGCUCUUUCGUCACUCAGACUGCGACACGGUCUUCUUGCUAUGUUAGGAGUUGUCUCAACAGCUACACCGAAUCCCACCAUCAGCAUGACCUGUCUGUGAAAUCAGUCCUUCAAAUAGUAUUUCUUCAUUCAUUAGAAACUCUACUCCCCCUCUUCUUAAAGAUGGCGCUGCAACAUACCCACUGUGUGACCUGCCUGAGUCAGAGGUGCAUGACCAGGCCUGAACCUGGUAUCUCCUGUGACCUGGUCACCUGUCCCUUGGUCUGCGGGGCCAUUUUCCACACCUGCAAAGGACCCGAGCACCGCCUCCUCUGCCCCCUGGAGAGGGUGCCCUGCCUGAACAGUGGCUUUGGCUGCCCUGCCACCCUGGUGCGGACCCGGAUUCCCGCGCAUCUGGAGGUGUGCCCAGCGGGCGUGGUGUGCUGCACCAUGGAGUGGAACAGGUGGCCGAUCAGCUGCCUGGACUACACCUCAUACGAGAGCCUGAGCUGGGGGGUGGAGGAGACAGAGCAGCUGGACAUGGCGCUCGCCCUGCAGGACCAACACACACUGAUCGAGUCCCUCAAGGUGGUCGCCAUGGCGCCCACGUCACCGCCACCAUUGACGCCGCAGUCACCGCCACCAUUGACGCCGCAGUCACCACCACCAAUGACAACGCAUUCACAACCACCAUUGACACCACCGCUGGGCUCAGCAAAGGAUAAAAUUGCCAAUGGAAUAAACGGUUUGAACGAGGAGCGGUAUAGCAAGCUGUACGAGGCCACAGUGGAGACGGCAAGGAGCCUUGCCGCCGCGUUGGACGUCCUCAGCAGCGCUAACAACACCUCUGACAACACAGCGCAACACAUCAACGGAGGAGCAGUGCUGGGGCCUCAGCAUAGCGAGAACAGCAGUGACAGGAAUGAGGAGCUGCUGCUUCACAACAGACUGGAGGUCAAAGGUCCUGUAGCUGAGGGUGUGAAUUUGAAGGAGUGCUAUGGACAGCUGCACCAACUCCACCAGGCUACAGUCCAGCUAAGGAGGAGCCUGGUCACAGCCCUGGGUGACCUCGGCAACACAGUAAAAUACACAGACCCAAUCAACGGAGCCCCCUCUCACCUUCAGGCAGAACCUAACAGCAGCUUCCACCAAUUGGAAGAUGCAGACUCUAUUAAUGUUGAUAUGAAAGAUGCUGAGGCAGGAUCAUCAGUCGGACCGCUGAGAGUGGUCAGCAGAACCGACAGUGAGGUUGCCAUGAAUGUUGUUGCUGAUGGCAACAUGCAGAUGGAGCUUUUAGGUAGGACCUCAAAGAGUGUUGAGAGGAUGGAUGGACAUAGCCUAUGUAAUGGUUGUUUGAGUGGGGAAGGCUCCCAGAAGAGGCCACAGGAGCAGGUCUUAGGUUCAGAUUCAGCAGACCAGCAACAGCCUGGAACCAGUUGGUCCACCAGUGAAACAGUAUGCCUAGUCAAGGUGCAAGAUGACUUGAAUCUGUCACCUGUGCCUCAAGGGUCCUGUGUGUCUCAGUCACAGACACAACCCCAGUCUCACCCAGACCCUCCACUAGCACCACCCCUGCAUAUCCACCAGGGUAUUGCACACAGGGCCAGCCACGUGGUCCUAGAGGACAGAGGGCUGGAGAGGAAGUUCCAGAACCACCAGUUGCUCAGAGGCUUGGGCCAGUUUGCUCUGUCCAAUGGACGAAGGGUCCGGGUUAGGUUUAGACCCAAAAUGGAGGACAAGGCAGUGGAUACAUCAGACCUGGAGCAGGAGGACGACCCCAUGGGCCUGGGGGAGAUCGACCUGAUCACAGCAGCCCUCCUCUUCUGCCUGGAGGAGUCUCGCAAGUGCCGCAGAAUAUCUGAAACGACCUAUGUCGAUGGCUUCCACGUCGACUUCGGCACGCAGACCUUCACUUUCCCAGCGGCCAUCUUGGUGACCAGCACAAGGGUGGGCGACGUAGCGUCUGCGGCUGCCUGCGACCACGCGCCCCAACUAUCCUACCCCAGCCCCUUCCGCACCCUCCGCCUGGACCUGGUUCUAGAGGAGGUUCCACAGAUCCGGAACAUGCCAUGUAAUCGUCUCCAGCAAAUGUUCUCCUUCGUUUGUGGCCAGCUGUUCCGCAGGGAUGAGUACUCCUCCCACUUCAAGAACGUCCACGAGGACAUCCACGCGGGCCUCAACGGUUGGAUGGAGCACCGCUGUCCCCUGGCUUACUACGGCUGCACCUACUCCCAGCGCAGGUUCUGCCCCUCAUCCCAGGGUUCAAAGGUCAUCCAUGACCGGAACCUUCGGUCAUUUGGGGUGCAGCCAAGCCCCGUUGGGGGGGAACCAUUGGGCGAGACCCAAUCAGACCAGUUCAGUGGGCUACCCUUUGAGGUGCUGGAACAUGUGGCCCGCUUCCUAGACGGCUUCAGCCUGUGCCAGCUGUCCGUGGUGUCGCGGACCAUGAGGGAUGUGUGUGCUAGCCUGCUGCAGUCCCGGGGGAUAGUGGAACUACGUUGGGAGAGGAGGCAGUACCCAAAUGGAACCUUCUCAUGGCAGAUCAAAGACAGGGUGUGGAGAUUCAGCACUGCCUUCAGCCCCGUUAUCGAGUGGCGGUUCGCCGAAGUCUCCAGCAUGUCCGACCAUCUGAGGACGUGCCGCUACAACACCAUCGAGCGCAAGAUGGAGGCCGUUCCACUGCCGUCCAUGUGCACCGCCAGAGACAGAUCCCUCCUCUCCAUCUUGAAACUCCAGGAGCAACACAUGACCUAACCUCUGUUAGCUACACUGUGUAAUUUAAUACCAUAGGUUUUGAUGUUACAUGUAUUUUUUUAUAUUGAAAAAUAAUGUGGGAGAAUCUCAAUUGCAUACUACUUGUGUCCUCUCCUCCUCUCAAAACCAAUUGGAGGAGAAGGUCAGAGAGGAGGGACCUCUGGCUUUCUCAUCCAAUGGGUUUUGAGGAGGAGAGGAUGUCAGCAGUAUGCAAUUGUGAUUCUCCCUGUGUCCCGUGUUGUAUGACGGUUGAAGAGCCUUAAUGUAUGAAAUAAUACUUGAUCUGCUUGACACACGGUUACAGUAGGUUUCUUGACCUGCAGUGUAUCCAUACUAGAUGUAAAUUAGUACUAUUUAACUUGCAUGGUUUGUUGGUGUUUAAAUCGUGCCCCUAUUUUGGUAACAUGAUUUUCUUGGACAAAUACUGACUAUACAUAGAAAGAAAUAUAAAUAUUUUCACUGUCUUGCAUUUCAGCAAGUUAUUUUCCAUAGCACUUUAAAGGAAUGUGCAAGUCCCUGGUCACUCUUAUACCAAUGUACCAAAAGCAUCAAUAUGUGCAAACUGAACUUGAAGGACCAGUGGGUUGGACCAGAAAGUGACCACAACACACAAAACAAAGGAAGAGAAGUCAUGCGUGGUCACAUGGAGCUGUCCCAACAAUGCAUGUGAUUUUGUUGCUGUUUAAUAAAAUGAAUCUUCAAUAACACCUUU
Molecule: messenger RNA, 3497 nt
Organism: Oncorhynchus gorbuscha (pink salmon)
Lineage: Eukaryota; Metazoa; Chordata; Actinopteri; Salmoniformes; Salmonidae
Product: F-box only protein 30-like
Exons: 4
Coding region: 32-2785 (917 amino acids)
Molecular function (GO): protein binding; ubiquitin protein ligase activity; zinc ion binding
Source: RefSeq, a predicted model, not a curated record